AGUGGAUGCUCGAAGCGCAUUUGUGCAACGGACUGCACGUUGCAAUCAAUUACGGUCAAGAUGGCGCUAUCAUAUGGUCAUAGGAGCUGAAGUAGUGCUGCCGUUGCUUUAUUUGACUAUGAAUGUCGACUUUGAUCUCGGCUGGAAUAACAAAGGAGUAUACGUCGUCGAGUCCAUGAAAAUAUGGUGAGCAAGAACAUCCAGCGAUCGAUGCUGCAUCUGCGAACAGAGCGAUAACAUUGUUAUGUUUACGACGUCAAUCCGUCAUGCACAAAUGUACGUAGCAGUAUUGUUCGUUACUCGACGGGGCAGAGUGAUACACUGAGAUUAUCUAAACCUUGAUGUGUGGAUCAUCGGAAUUUUUGGAAAUUCAUGCGUUUUAUUAAUUUUAUCACUAAUUACCCGCACCACCGGAAUUCAUAAAAAUGCAUUCGACAAUGGGUGCACUUAUAUUCGGAUUAGUAAUUUUGCUGUCUGUUCCCGCGUCGUUUUGUAAUGUCAUUUACUAUCAACCUGAAAGUGUGCAUCUAGCCUAUGGUGAUAAUAUUCAUGACAUUGUUGUUACGUGGAGCACAAGAAAUGAUACAGAAGAAUCUAUAGUAGAAUAUGGAAUAGGAGGGUUCAUCCUGAGUGCUAGUGGAAAUUCCACCCAAUUUACUGAUGGUGGGGAAGAACAGCAAAAGCAAUAUAUCCAUAGAGUAUGGCUAAAGAAUUUAACACCCAACAGUAUAUAUAUGUACCACUGUGGUAGCAAAUAUGGAUGGUCAAAUGCUUUCUAUAUGAGAACUGCUCCAGAAGAAUUUGUGAACUGGUCGCCGCAAAUUGUUAUUUUUGGUGAUAUGGGUAAUGAAAAUGCUCAAAGUUUAUCAAGAUUACAAGAAGAAGCGCAACGUGGAUUGUACGAUGCAGCCAUUCAUGUUGGAGAUUUUGCAUAUGACAUGAACACUGACAAUGCACGUGUUGGCGAUGAAUUCAUGAAACAAAUAGAAGGAGUUGCUGCUUAUUUACCAUAUAUGACAGUACCUGGAAACCAUGAAGAAAGAUAUAAUUUUAGUAAUUACAGGGCUCGUUUUACAAUGCCUGGAGAUGCUGAAGGCUUAUGGUAUAGCUUUAAUGUGGGACCUGUCCACUUUAUUGGUAUAGAAACAGAAGCUUAUUACUUUAUGAACUAUGGUAUAAAACAGCUCGUUAAACAGUAUCAGUGGCUAGAGAAGGAUUUAGAAGAAGCUAACAAACCUAAGAACAGAGCACAGCGACCAUGGAUAGUAACAUUUGGUCACAGACCAAUGUACUGCAGUAAUAAGAAUGCAGAUGAUUGUACAAAUCAUCAAAGUCUCGUCAGAGUUGGAUUGCCACUAUUUAAUUGGUUUGGGCUUGAGGAUCUCUUUUUUAAACAUAAAGUAGACUUACUACUAUGGGCUCAUGAACAUAGUUAUGAACGUAUGUGGCCCAUGUAUAAUUUCAAGGUACAAAAUGGUAGUUACGAAGAACCGUACAAGAAUUACAAGGCACCUGUACACAUAGUAACUGGAUCGGCCGGAUGCAAAGAAGGUAGAGAAAAGUUCGUCCCGCAUAAACCAGAAUGGUCUGCAUAUCGUAGUUCAGAUUAUGGUUACACAAGGAUGAAGGCAUAUAAUCGGACUCAUCUAUAUCUUGAACAGGUAUCUGACGACAAGGAUGGUGCCAUAUUGGAUCAAGUUUGGAUCAUAAAGGACGAUAUUUUCCCGGCGUACAAUAUAGAUUACCUUGCAAACAAACUAUAGAGCAUAUUUUAGGAAAAAGUAAUUGAAAUAAUACAUGAACAUAUCGUUUUAGUUAUCAUUUUUUCUCGUUUGACAAUGUACCAUGCUGUUUUAUGGUAAAUAGCAAAAGUCUAUAGCUAUAAACUUCGAACAAUCGACUUUAAUUCUAUCUUUAAAAAUUCUCCCUGUUCCCUCUCGCAUUGAAACGAAUAAACUACAAAUAUUUUGCUAAUUACAAAUGAGAUGGAAAUUAAU
Messenger RNA from Nomia melanderi (Alkali bee), 1997 nucleotides. RefSeq names its product acid phosphatase type 7. Gene Ontology annotation, molecular function: acid phosphatase activity; metal ion binding. Lineage: Eukaryota; Metazoa; Arthropoda; Insecta; Hymenoptera; Halictidae. The record is from RefSeq and is a predicted model, not a curated record.